AUGAGAGAGAAGGAGCGAAAUAUGAAAAGAGCAACAGAAAAACAGUGUCAUCAAAAUGAGGAAGUCAAUGAAAAUCACUUAAAGAAAAUGAAAAGCGACCCGUAUUCCGAGCAAGUCCAACAAAACUACAAAUCCGUAAUAAACGCCUCGCAAUCCUACCGAAACAUCACCUACCAACACUUGAAUUUCACGGACUUUAAUACCUCCGUCUUCCAACUGAUCCCAAAAAGCGAAUGGGGACCUAAACGCGAUCCGUUGUACAUAAUCAUACCCAUAAGCGUCAUAUACGUGAUCACCUUCAUCCUUGGCGUCCUGGGAAACGUCAGCACAUGCGUCGUCAUCGCACGGAACAAAUCCAUGCACACUGCCACCAACUACUACCUGUUCAGUCUAGCGAUAUCAGAUUUGUUGUUGCUAACUUCAGGGCUACCGCCAGAGAUAUACUCCAUCUGGUACAAGUACCCGUACAUUUUCGGAGAGACUUUUUGUGUGCUUCAAGGCUUUGCCGCUGAGACUUCCGCUAAUGCAACCGUGUUGACUAUCACAGCUUUCACUGUGGAACGUUACGUUGCCAUAUGCCAUCCAUUUCUAUCCCAUACUUUAUCCAAGCUUAACAGGGCCAUAAAGUUCAUCAUCGCCAUAUGGCUUAUAGCUAUGUGUCUGGCUGUGCCGCAAGCCAUGGCCUUCGGAGUGGUUUGUAGACGCGCUAGGGGCAUCAUCAUAGAAGAUCAAUGCGUCUGUGUCCUUAAAAGAUCGGUGAUCCCUCACGCUUUCGAAAUAUCUACUGUUGUAUUUUUCGUAGCUCCCAUGACUUUGAUCACGGUGCUGUACGUACUCAUAGGGCUACAGCUGCAUAGGUCGACGGUGGGGCCGUCUAGGGGGAACAGCGUGAAAAUGAAACACCGUGUUUACAAACCGAUGUCUAAUUGCGUGAAUCAGUCGCCCCAGACUGUGGUGAUGUUGAAUGGGGAUCAGGAAAAUUUGCAGAAGGUCAAACAGGAUGAGGAAGAGGGUAGGAAGAACUUCGCGAAGAACGCACAGGCUACCAGACACGUUGUGAAGAUGUUAGUUGCUGUAGUGGUGGCGUUUUUCAUCUGUUGGGCGCCAUUCCACGCUCAACGCCUACUAGCCAUCUACGGUAAUUCGUCCUCGGCGACUAUCGUCAAGGCCUUUCAGAUUCUGACGUACGUGAGCGGCGUCUUCUAUUAUCUCUCUACGACAGUGAACCCCCUGUUGUACCACAUAAUGUCGAACAAGUUCAGAGAGGCUUUCAAG
Molecule: messenger RNA, 1275 nt
Organism: Anoplophora glabripennis (Asian longhorned beetle)
Lineage: Eukaryota; Metazoa; Arthropoda; Insecta; Coleoptera; Cerambycidae
Product: pyrokinin-1 receptor-like
Exons: 3
Biological process (GO): neuropeptide signaling pathway
Cellular component (GO): plasma membrane
Molecular function (GO): neuromedin U receptor activity
Source: RefSeq, a predicted model, not a curated record